AUGAAAAUCGAUGGCUUGCAUUCGGUAGCUUAUUCACAACACGAACCGGAAGUAUCCAUCGGUGAAGUGGCGCAAAAUGUUAUGUCCCGCGUGACUUGCCUAUAUUUAUUUCCUUUUUUUUUUUUUGCUUACACUUUUCUUUUAUUCUUUCUUUCUUUCUUUCUUUCUUUCUUUCUUUCUUUCUUUCUUUCUUUCUUUCUUUCCAUAUUUUAUACAAUUGCCUCUUUUUUUCUCUCUCCUUUUUUCCUUUCCUUCUUUAUAUUUUUCAAUCCUUUUCUUGCAUCCAUAUUUUAUCGAUUUUAUUUUAUUUGUUUGCAUCCUUUUUUGUACAUCUUGUUUCAUUUUUACUUUUACUCAUCUUUUGUCUCUCUUAUUUUUAUUUUUAUUUUCCGUUUUUUCUUUCUUUCUUUCUUUCUUUGUUUCCCAUCUUCCCUUUCUUUCUUUUCCGUUCUUUCUUUCUUUCUUUUCCGUCUUCGCUUUCUUUCUUUCUUUCUUUCUUUCUUUCUUUCUUUCUUUCUUUCCGUCUUCCCUUUCUUUCUUUCUUUCUUUCUUUCUUUUCCGUCUUUUCUUUCUUUCUUUCUUUCUUUCUUUCUUUCUUUCUUUCUUUCUUUCUUUCUUUUCUGUCUUUUCUUUCUUUCUUUCUUUCUUUCUUUCUUUUUCGUCUUCUCUUUCUUUCUUUCUUUUCCGUCUUUUCUUUCUUUCUUUCUUUCUUUCUUUUCCGUUUUCUCUUUCUCUCUUUCUUUCACUUUUUUAAUCGUUUAUACUGCUUUACCUUUCCUUUAUUUUUUUUACUUUGUUGAACAUUCAACAUUCCCUAUUUUUUCCCUUUUUUUUCCUUUUCUCAUGGUUCACUUUGCUUUUUCUUUCUUUCUUUCUUUCUUUCUUUCUUUUUCAGCUUUUCCCAUAAUUAACUGUUGA
Acanthosepion pharaonis is the source of this 918-nucleotide messenger RNA. The record is from the annotation of a GenBank genome assembly. Lineage: Eukaryota; Metazoa; Mollusca; Cephalopoda; Sepiida; Sepiidae.